Molecule: messenger RNA, 3492 nt
Organism: Punica granatum (pomegranate)
Lineage: Eukaryota; Viridiplantae; Streptophyta; Magnoliopsida; Myrtales; Lythraceae
Source: RefSeq, a predicted model, not a curated record
AACAACGGCUGACACCUGUUCAUAUUUGUACAAUCAUCGUUCUCUGCUUCAUCUGUUCUUCCCUUUCUCUUGGCAGGAAAUUCACAAUUAUCUUUUAGUCGGGUGCUCAAAUCGCUCUCUCUCUCUCUCGCUCUCUCUCUCUGUGCUCGAAGUAGCUGAGGGUUUCCUCUUCCUUUUCCCUUUUGCCGAAUAGUGACUGUGAAGUUUCUCAAUUCGGAGUCGGGCUUCAGUUCUGGAAAUUUUCUUGGUGGGCAAUGGAGGGGACUGUUCAGGGGCAGCUUUUCGGCACGGAGAUUCAUGGGUUCCAUACAUUGCAAGUUCUUCAAGUCUGAAGUGGGUUCUAGGCUCUGUUUAGCCCACCGUGGUAUGCGCCAAUAAGACCACCGAAAGCCUUUUGUGGCACUAGUGGUACACAGAAGUCAUGGGUGAUCAUUGGUCCGAUGCUUCAGGCGAAACCAAUUCCCAGGGUGUCACGGGUGGUGUGUACAGGGCCUGGGUGCAUAUUCACUUGCGGCAUGCUGAUCCACGAUUACUAGCAAUUCCAACUUCAUGUUCUCGAGUUGCAGAGAACAAUCCAAAAUGAGAUUUGGAUAUUCGCAGUAUCAUGGAGGAAGCCCCAACGAGGUGGCUUCGUCCAAACGAGAUUCAUGCAAUACUCUGUAAUUACAAGUAUUUCAGCAUCAGCGUGAAGCCAGUAAAUUUGCCGAAAAGUGGAGCAAUCAUCCUAUUCGACCGGAAGAUGCUCAGGAAUUUUCGAAAGGACGGCUAUAACUGGAAGAAGAAAAAGGAUGGAAAGACCGUCAAAGAAGCCCAUGAGCAUUUGAAGGUUGGUACCGAAGAAAGGAUACAUGUGUAUUAUGCACAUGGCCUAGAUAAUCCAACCUUUGUUCGUCGAUGUUACUGGCUUCUCGAUAAGGCAUAUGAGCACAUAGUCCUUGUCCACUAUCGUGAUACACGAGAGCAAUCACAAAAUUCCCCAGCAACUCCUGUAAAUUCAAACUCUAGCUCAAUCUCCGACCCGCCUGCUUCUUGGCCUUUAUCAGAAGAAUUUGAUUCAGGAGCUAAUCAGACUCUUUAUCACUUAGAAAAACAUGUCACAGUGCCUGAUGAUAGUUUGACAUACAAGAGUCAUGAGAUGCAGCUUCAUGAGAUCAAUACACUUGAAUGGGAUGAGCUUGUAACUGAUGAUUCCAACAAUUUCGGUGCACCUAGAGGAGGCAGCAUUUCUCAUUCUGAUCAACAAUAUAUUGCAGAACAUAAGGUAAGCUUAUUGGUCGAAUCUUCUCGACUUGGCGAUUUAAGUGAUUCUGUGACUAAGAUGGGUUUUCAGGUGGAGUCAAAAAGGGAUUCCGAACUGGGCACCAACAAUCCCAUGGAAGUCUUGGUGAACGAUGGGUUGCAGAGUCAGGAUAGUUUUGGAAGGUGGAUGAACCGCAUUAUAACCGACUCUCCUGGCUCAGUUGAUGAUGCUUUGAUUGAGUCCUCACUCUCUUUCAGUUGCUAUUCAUCUGGCUCCUCACAAGUUGAUAUUCAGCAGUCUCCUGGUCCUGGGCAAAUAUUUAGCAUUACUGAUGUUUCUCCUUCAUCGGUCUUGUCGAAUGAGAAGACUAAGAUUCUUGUCACUGGAUUCUUCCAGGAAGGAUACCUUCAUCUCUCAAAGUCCAAUCUUUUCUGUAUCACUGGCGAUGUCUGCGUUCCUGCUGAAAUAAUCCAAGUCGGUGUUUACCGGUGCUUACUAACUCCUCAACCCGCUGGGCUUGUCAACUUAUAUUUGAGCUUUGAUGGGCACAAACCGAUCUCUCAAGUACUAAACUUCGAGUACCGGGAUCCACCACCCCAUGCAUCUGCAGUAGAAUCUUCGAAUGAGGAAAAAAUAGAACAAGAGUUCCUAGUUCAGAUGAGGCUCGCCAAAUUACUAUUGUCAACUCCUAAGUGCCUUGACAUAGCCUCAAGUAAGAUCUCACCGAGCACUCUAAAGGAAGGGAGGAAGUUUGCUUCCAAGACAUCGAAUCUGAUGAAGAGCUGGGAGUAUUUGAUCAAAUUGGUUGAGGACGAGAAAGCUUCGUUUGCUCGGGCCAAAGAAAGUUUGUUCGAGCUCAUGCUGAAGAGCCGAUUGAGGGAAUGGUUAUUGGAGAGACUCGUUGGAGGGUUUAAAAGCUCGGAACUUGACAGUCGUGGUCAAGGGGUUAUUCAUUUAUGUGCCAUUUUGGGUUACACAUGGUCGGUCCAACUUUUUUCAUGGUCAAGUCUUUCAUUGGAUUUUCGCGAUAAGUUCGGGUGGACAGCUCUUCAUUGGGCAGCUUAUUAUGGCAGGGAGAAAAUGGUUGCAAGCCUAUUAUCUGCCGGGGCAAAGCCAAAUCUGGUGACUGACCCCACUCCUGAGAACCCGGGUGGUUCCACGGCAGCCGACCUGGCAUCCAGGAAUGGACAUGAGGGACUUGCCGCCUACCUUGCGGAGAAGGGCCUUGUCCAGCACUUCAAGGACAUGUCCCUAGCAGGCAACAUCAGCGGGUCCCUCUCGGACUCGUACGACGCAUCAGCUUUGUCAGCCUUGGCCAAUGAGAACAAUAAUUUGACAGAGGAUGAGCUUUACUUGAAGGACACCCUCGCAGCCUACCGGACAGCUGCCGAUGCGGCUGGAAGGAUCCAGUCAGCAUUUAGGGAGCACUCGCUGAAGAUCAGGUCGAAGCAUGUGCAGUUCUUGAAUCCUGAGGAAGAGGCAAGGAGUAUCAUCGCAGCCAUGAAGAUUCAACAUGCAUUCAGGAACUACGAGGUGAAGAAACAGAUGGUGGCUGCCUCCAGGAUCCAGCAUCGAUUCCGGACGUGGAAAUUGAGGAGGGAGUUCCUUAACAUGCGUCGUCAUGCCAUUAAGAUUCAGGCCGCUUUCAGGGCCUUCCAAGCACGGCGACAGUACGUGAAAAUUGUUUGGUCUGUUGGGGUGCUUGAGAAAGCAAUUCUUCGGUGGCGUUUAAAGAGGAAGGGCUUCCGUGGGCUGCCCAGUGAUCCGUUGGUUCCAGAUCAGACUACACAACAGAGUGACACCGAAGAGGAUUUCUUCCAGGUCAGCAGGAGGCAGGCUGAGGAACGGGUCGAGCAAUCUGUUGUUCGUGUCCAGGCGAUGUUCCGUUCGAAGAAGGCCCAAGAAGAGUACCGAAGGAUGAAGUUGGCCCACGUUGAAGCUGAGCUAGAGUAUGAGGAGAUGUGGGAUCACGAUGCCAGCAUGGAGAGGUAAACCUCUGCAGGGUCUCGCUGCCAUUAAGUGGAAUCGAGAACUUGAAGCUUGUGUUCAAUAGCUUUGUACAGCUUGUAAAAUCUGUUGUCUUAGAGUAAGUGCUGUCCUGAGCCUCUCAUAGCCAUUUUAAGAUCCUGAGGGGUGUCCGGUCUUUUCAGUUGUUUAUGGAACCAUUCACUUCCUUGUAACGUACAAAGAUCCCUAAACAGACCUCCUGGGUGUAUGAAUCGAAUGAAAGUUUUCCCCGUAUUGUCCCCGCC